AUGACGAAUCACACAUCCACAUCCUCAACUCGCGCAUCGACAGGGACAGCUACGCUCCCCAUUUCGAGUACACCCACAAACACAAGCGCAAGCGCAAGCACAAGCACAAGCAGCAAUUCAACUCAACCCCCAACUUCCACCGCACAAUCACAGUCCGGGAACGGACUAUCCAGCUCGCAGAUCGGCGGGAUCGUCGGGGGUGUCGUCGCCGCGGCGGUGCUAGGCGGGCUCAUCGCGUUCAUCUUCUGGUUCCGACGGCGGCGUCGACGCCUUGCAGACGCCCAGCAGGCGGGGGAUCAACAACCGCGGCGGCGGGAUGGUGAGGACGCUGAUGGUGGUGCUGGUGCUGGUGGCACAGCUUCUACUGUGGGGUCGGCGAUGCGUGAAGAUGAGCAUGAUACUGUGGGGAAGGAUGCUGCGAUAGAGAUGGACGAAAAGGAGAUUCCCAUGCUGGGUGGGCGGAUGAGGCAGGAGAUGGAUGCACAGGGGGGAGCGGCGGUGCAUGAGUUGGGGGAUUCGAUGGGGGGGAGCAAGGUUCUUGGGGUGGGAAAGCUGUCGGAGCUGCCUGGGUCUAUGGGGAGGAUGGCCGAGUUGCCCGGUUCGGAAGUGGAUUUCAAGCGAUGA
This is a messenger RNA of Aspergillus udagawae, 624 nucleotides long. RefSeq lists its product as uncharacterized. The record is from RefSeq and is a predicted model, not a curated record. Bases 1 to 624 code for a protein of 207 amino acids. The transcript has a single exon. NCBI's taxonomy places the organism in Eukaryota, Fungi, Ascomycota, Eurotiomycetes, Eurotiales, Aspergillaceae.